AUGGCCCAGAAAAACAACAUCCAGCUCGCCAUCAGGGAAUACCGGCCCUCCGAUCAACGUAUGGUCACAGAUCUUUUUUGCGACAGCAUUCGCGAGAAUAUAUACCCGGCCUUCUUCAAGUCCAUGAGCCACUCGGACCACGUGGGUGUAGCGCUGAGCAUCUCCAUGGCUGGCUACGUGCUAGGGGGCAGCUCCUACUUUCAGGCGCUACUUUUCGGCGCGGCAUGGGCAGGGCUCAUCUACUUUUGCUGCCACGAAAUCUACGAGGGCUACAUGUUGAGGAGGCUCAGCACAGACAUGGCUGACAUCCAAGCUAACUACCUGGACAACCCGAAUAAUGGCUUCUGGGUGGCGGAGGCAGGAGACGGUGACCUGUCCAAGGUGGUCGGAAUGGUGAUGGUGAGGGGACAAAGGAGAGUGGAAGAAGACGAGCAUCAUGGCAACUUAAACGGCGGUAUGGGGACAGGAUCAUCAGCUGACGGGAGCGGAGAAAGCGGUGAGAUGUCCCACUUGGUUGUGGCAUUCCCUUGGCGUCGCAGGAAGCUAGGCUCCCAACUGACCCAAAGGGCAUUGGAUUUCUGCAAAGAGCGGGGCUUCGCUCGCCUCAUACUAGAUGUCAGCUCACCACAGACGGGGGCAAUGUCCCUCCUACAAAAGAGCGGCUUUAUUCAGACGUCGUUGCACACUAACACGCAUGCCAAUCGCUGGAUCUCCAAACUGGCCAGAAUCGGUGUGAUGCGUAUGGAAAAAUUCCUCUAA
Molecule: messenger RNA, 759 nt
Organism: Nerophis lumbriciformis (worm pipefish)
Lineage: Eukaryota; Metazoa; Chordata; Actinopteri; Syngnathiformes; Syngnathidae
Source: RefSeq, a predicted model, not a curated record